This is a messenger RNA of Podarcis muralis (Common wall lizard), 4710 nucleotides long. NCBI's taxonomy places the organism in Eukaryota, Metazoa, Chordata, Lepidosauria, Squamata, Lacertidae. The record is from RefSeq and is a predicted model, not a curated record.
UCUCUGCCAAAAGAAAAGGCUGAUUGUGUGCAUGUUGCAACAGGGUUAGAGGGGGAAGUGAUUGGCGAAGUGAGAAGAAAAAGCUUAAGCAAGGUCAUUCCUUGGCACAAUCAGGAGAGGCUAAGUGGAUGUAGCAGAGACUAAGAGGCAACCAGGCAGAAUCCGUUUGCAAAGGGUGUCAACCCUUUGCAAGGCUCGGUAACGAUGCCACAUUUGCUGAGCUAUACUGCUCUGCUUCUGCUAUGGAUAUGUUGCUCUGCGCAGAAGGGUGGAAAUGACUGUGGACCACCCCCAAGAAGAGACCGUGAAGAACUUGCAAAAUUACCAGGCAAACCAUCCUAUUCCCAUGGGGAAGAAGUAGUCUACAACUGCCGGCCUGGAUAUAUAAAACUUGGGCGCCUUAGAUUUCAGUGCAAUGAUGGAGAAUGGGUGCAAUCUGUACCACACGUGGAAUGCAGAAAAAAGCCAUGCGGACAUCCUGGAGAUAUUCAGUCUGGCUCUUUUGAUAUUGUUAAUGAAAACGAAUUUGUUUUUGGUGCUCGUGUUGUGUAUCGAUGUGAUGAUGGGUACAAGAUGCUCAGUCAUACAAAUUACCGUGAUUGCCGUGCAGAUGGAUGGAGCAAUGAUGUCCCUCAUUGUGAAGUGACGAAGUGUUUCCCAGUAAAAGCACCAGAAAAUGGAAGAAUCCUUAUGACUGGAGUACAAGACUUAGACCAGGAAUUUCUGUUUGGCCAGGUGUUACGAUUUGAAUGCUCUGGAAGUUUCAAAAUCCAGGGGUCCGAACAAAUCUUUUGCACAGCUCAUGGAAACUGGAGUGACGAUGUACCAAGAUGUGUAGAAAUUACUUGCCAAGAAGAAACCAUCGAUCAUGGAUAUAUACUAAACCCAAAGAAACUUUACAAAGAGGGGGACCGAGUGCACUUCUCAUGUUCUAAUGGGUACAAGCAUGCUGAGAGAUCGGAUGCUACAUGCACUCGGAAUGGGUGGAGUUCAAGACUUGCGUGCAUAGAAAUUGUCUGCUCCCAACCCCAAGUAGAAAAUGGCGACUACCAUCCUAAGCAGAGUUACUAUGAAUAUCAAGACACAAUCGAAACACAGUGUGAGCCUGGGUAUCAGCUUCAGAACCGCCAAUCCACUUCCACGUGUACAGAGACGGGGUGGUCUCCUCCUCCGAUAUGUAUUCCAAAGAACUGUGACUAUAUUCGGAUUGAGAAUGGACAACUAUCUGAUACCUAUGAACGCUGGAAAGACUACUAUUUUCCAAGAAGGGUGGGACAAACAGUUGACUAUAGUUGCCGUGAUGGUUUUCUACCAAUAAAGAAAGAAACAUGGGGUAGAAGUUCGUGCACCAAAUUCGGCUGGAAUCCAGAACCAAAAUGCUUCAAAAAAUGUGAUAUUCCUAGACUGCUUGCACAUGGUACAUUCAAUGUCCAUAAUUGGCAGAAGUUCAUAGAAGGUGAUGAAAUUUCGUAUUCUUGUGAGGUUGGAUAUGAUCCUAUAAAUCAACAAGCUAAGGCCGUGUGCACCAAAAAUGGCUGGUCACCUACUCCACGUUGUAAUGUAAAAAAAAUAUGUCGACCCGCGAAACCACCAAACGGCUUUUUCACUGAAAGAAGAAACCAAUAUAAUUUGAAUGACAAAACAUCAUAUCGCUGUCAGCCUGGCUUCACAACUCCACAAGGACUUGAAAUGGGAGAUAUACAAUGCCAUGAAGAAGGGUGGAAGCCUGAACCAAAGUGUAUCAAGACAUGCCAAGUACCAACUCAAAAUAAUGUAAUCUUUAACACAAGUCAAUCGGUUUUCUUGUUUGAAGAAAUACUUCACUACAAAUGUAAAGAUGGGUUUGAAACCAUUAAAAAGGCCACAGGUGACCAUGUAGUAUGCACAGAGAAUGGAUGGAGUCCAAAUCCUGAAUGUCUACCAAUACAUUGUGAUGGUUUCCUUCUGGAGAAUGGGCGACUUGACCCUAGAAAGAACCAAUAUCAGCACGGAGACGUGGUGAAAUUUUCCUGCCGCGGAAACCACAAAAGAGUUGGGCCUGACUCUGCCCAGUGUUAUCAUUUUGGAUGGUCUCCACAGCCCCCAACGUGUAAAGCACAAGUCGAUCCUUGUCAGCCACCCCCCAGCAUUUCGGAUGGCAGUAUUAGUGGUGACCUUAAGGAAGCAUAUGAACAUGGAGAAAAGGUGGAAUACAAGUGUAAUUUCGGAUUUGCAAUGACUGGAUCAAAGUUGAUUGAGUGUUUGGAUGGACAGUGGACAUCUUUACCACUCUGCAAAGAGGAACCCAGAGCUUGUGAAGUACCUCCAAAUAUUAGAAAUGGACACCCUGUCAGUGUUGACUCAGAUAGAUAUCUGCAUGGCGAAACUGUGGCAUAUGAAUGUAAUGAAAGAUUUUUCAUUGUUGGAACUAAAGAAGCUGUGUGUCUGCAUGGGCAGUGGGAGUUACCAUUAUGUGUUGAUGUUGCAGCAAAAUGUAGACGUCCACAGAAUGCAGAGUUUGUACCAUAUGCUUCUCUGGAGAAAAUGUUUAUGCACAACAACGUUGUAACCUACACCUGUGGUUCCAAUCAGCAUAAAACAAAAUGUGUUAAUGGAAAAUGGUCACCUGAGCCAGAAUGCACAGCAUUCUGUCCACCACCACCUCAGCUUCCCAAUGCCAUUGACAUAACUGAUACGAGAAACUAUAAGAGUGGUGAGGAGAUAAGCUUCAGGUGUCAGGAGAACUUCUUUCUUCAAGGGCCACAAAAAAUAAAAUGUGACAAUGGAAAGUGGCAAACCCCACCACGCUGUUUAGAUACAAGAUGUGGAGACCCUCCUGCAAUUGCCCAUGGUGAGGUAAAUAAUAGUUCCCAGAGAAAGUAUCUUCCUGGUGAAAGUGUGGAAUAUCAUUGCCAUGAAGGUUUUGAACUUGGGGAAUCAAGUACUUCAACAUGCGAAAAUAGGGAGUGGUCCCCACCGCCAACUUGCAGAGAAAAGUCAUGUGGGGAUCCCCCCAAACUCGAUGAUGCUGCAUAUGAAGGAUUAAUAAAAAAUCGCUAUGAGCCUGGGGACCUGAUACCUUUCAGCUGUGCACCAGGUUAUGCUACAGAAGGACCACGGAAUAUUACAUGCCACAAAGGAAAGUGGUCGGAAGCUUCAACCUGUGAAGAUGCAACCUGCGGAGAGCCCCCUGCAGUUGCCAGUGCUGAUAUUGUGGCGGGGACAGCAGAGGUCUAUUUGCCUGACCACGAGGUGCAUUAUCAGUGCCAUGAAGGUUUUGAAAUCUCUGGAUCGCCUAAUGUAACAUGUCAAAAUAAAGAGUGGUCACAACCACCGACAUGUGUAGAUGUAACAUGCCCUCCCCCACCCCGGGUUUCUAAUGGUCAGAUUACGACUGAUCUCAAGCAAAGGUACUUGCCUCUUGAGAAGGUGCGCUAUCGCUGUCGCCAAAGAUUCAGCCUUUUUGGACCUUUUACAAUAAAGUGUGUGAACAAAGAAUGGACAGAACCACCAAGAUGCAUAGCAACAAGCACUGCUAUGAAGAACUUGCUGGUCUAUCUUCUUCCAUUUCUUCAGUGGACAUGCUGUACUUCCCAAAAUGUGUGUGAAGAACCACCUGACAUUGAUUUUGGGGAAAUAAGAAGUGGUGAGAAGGCCGCUUACGUUGAAAGUGACAGAGUGCAAUACAACUGCAACCCCGGAUUUGUAUUGGAAGGCUCUGAGUGGAUAACAUGCAGUGGACAAAAGUGGACACCACCACCAAAAUGCUUGGCACCUUGUAUUGUCACAAAACAACAACUUGAGGCCAAAAACCUGCUUCUGUCUGGGAACCGAGUACGGACACAACUGAUUCAACAUAAUCAGAUCUUGCAGUUCCAGUGCAGGGAAGGGCAUGUCCUCACAGUGCCUUUGGUCAGGAAGUGUCUUGAUGGGCACAUGAAUUUGCCCUCGUGUAUCUCUGAAAGAGGGAAAAACUGCAGCCGCCCACCUGCUAUUGAGAAUGGAGACAUUAUUACCUUAUCAAAGAAGCAGUACAAGGCUGGCUCUUCAGUUCAGUUCAAAUGCCAAAAAUAUUAUUCUCUGGAAGGAGAUAACAGAACUUUUUGUGAUAAUGGGACUUGGACAAAAGCACCUGUUUGCUUAGAACCCUGUGCAAUCUCUUUGGCUGAAAUGGAAAAUCGGAAGAUAGAAAUUAAAAGGAAGUUGGAUGGAGACAUAUCUGAAAACAUCUAUGUACCACGUGGUGGUUCUGUUGAGUUCACCUGUAAAAUGGGCUACAUGGUUACAACAAAUCUUUCGCAAUCUGUUUCUGUAAUCCAGUGCAAUGGAGAUUCAAUUGUGUAUCCUGAAUGCAAAGAAAUUGUCUGCUCCCCACCACAAGUAGAAAAUGGCAACUUUCAGCCUAUCAGAUUCAGUACAAAUAUGAAGAUACAAUCGAAACACAGUGUGCGUCUGGGUAUCAGCUUCAGAGUCGCCAAGCCACUUCCAUGUGUACAGAGACGGGGUGGUCUCCUCCUCCGAUAUGUAUUCCAAAGAACUGUGGCUAUAUUCAGAUUGAGAAUGGAGAACUAUCUGAUUCCUACGAACGCUGGAAAGACUACUAUUUUCCAAGAAGGGUGGGACAAACAGUUGACUAUCGUUGCCGUGAUGGUUUUCUACCAAUAAAUAAAGAAACAUGGGGUAGAAGUUCAUGUACCAAAUUCGGCUGGAGUCCAGAACCAAAAUGCUUCA